Messenger RNA from Ichthyophthirius multifiliis, 1496 nucleotides. Its product is annotated as tubulin beta, putative. NCBI's taxonomy places the organism in Eukaryota, Ciliophora, Oligohymenophorea, Hymenostomatida. The record is from RefSeq and is a predicted model, not a curated record. Gene Ontology annotation, molecular function: GTP binding; structural constituent of cytoskeleton; GTPase activity. Gene Ontology annotation, cellular component: microtubule; cytoplasm. Gene Ontology annotation, biological process: microtubule cytoskeleton organization; mitotic cell cycle. The transcript has a single exon.
AUGAGAGAAAUCGUUCACGUAUAAGGAGGUUAAUGCGGUAACUAAAUUGGUGCCAAAUUUUGGGAAGUAAUAUCCGAUGAACACGGAAUUGACCCAACCGGAACCUAUCACGGAGAUUCUGACUUAUAACUCGAAAGAAUCAAUGUUUAUUACAACGAAGCAACUGGAGGAAGAUACGUCCCUAGAGCUAUUCUUAUGGACUUAGAACCUGGUACCAUGGACUCUGUAAGAGCUGGACCUUUUGGUUAACUUUUCAGACCUGAUAACUUCGUUUUUGGUUAAACUGGUGCUGGUAACAAUUGGGCUAAAGGUCAUUACACUGAAGGUGCUGAAUUGAUUGAUUCAGUAUUAGAUGUUGUUAGAAAAGAAGCUGAAGGAUGUGAUUGUUUACAAGGUUUCUAAAUUACCCACUCUUUGGGAGGUGGUACUGGUUCUGGUAUGGGAACUUUACUUAUUUCUAAGGUCAGAGAAGAAUAUCCUGAUAGAAUUAUGGAAACUUUCUCCGUUGUACCUUCACCUAAAGUAUCUGAUACAGUCGUAGAACCCUACAAUGCUACAUUAUCUGUACAUUAACUCGUCGAAAACGCUGAUGAAUGUAUGGUUAUUGACAAUGAAGCUCUCUAUGAUAUCUGUUUCAGAACUUUGAAAUUAACCACACCCACCUAUGGAGAUUUAAAUCACUUAGUUUCUGCUGCUAUGUCCGGAGUUACCUGUUGUUUAAGAUUCCCUGGUUAAUUGAACUCUGAUUUAAGAAAGUUAGCUGUAAACUUAAUUCCUUUCCCUAGAUUGCACUUCUUUAUGAUAGGUUUCGCUCCUUUGACUUCUAGAGGAUCUUAAUAAUAUAGAGCUUUAACUGUCCCUGAAUUAACCUAAUAAAUGUUCGAUGCUAAAAAUAUGAUGUGCGCUGCAGAUCCUAGACACGGAAGAUAUUUGACCGCUUCAGCCUUAUUUAGAGGAAGAAUGUCCACUAAAGAAGUUGAUGAAUAAAUGCUCAAUGUUUAAAAUAAAAACUCUUCUUAUUUUGUAGAAUGGAUUCCUAAUAAUAUUAAAUCUUCUAUUUGUGAUAUCCCUCCUAAAGGUUUAAAAAUGGCUGUCACUUUUGUAGGAAACUCAACUGCUAUUUAAGAAAUGUUUAAGAGAGUUGCUGAAUAAUUCACUGCUAUGUUCAGAAGAAAAGCUUUCUUACAUUGGUAUACUGGUGAAGGUAUGGACGAAAUGGAAUUCACUGAAGCUGAAUCUAAUAUGAACGAUCUCGUCUCUGAAUAUUAAUAAUAUUAAGAUGCUACUGCUGAAGAAGAAGGUGAAUUUGAUGAAGAAGAAUAAGCCAAUUGAGGUACUUUUUUUACAAUACAUUUCAAAAAUAUAAGAAAUAACCCCCCCCCCCAUAAUAAUAAUUAUAUAAUAAAUAAUAUAUAAAACAUAUAUUAAAUUAAACGCCACCCUUUAUAUAUAUUAUAUGUCGAAUUUGUAAUUUUAUAAAUUUAAGUUUAGAAAAU